UGGUCAUCGCAGAGCGCGCGAGCAGUGCCUGAGGGGCGGGGCCAGUAAGGAGGCGGUGCGGGACGCGGGGGUUGCGGUGCGGGGCUCGGGAGUCGCCAUGCCGUUCGUGGAGCUGGAGACCAGCCUGCCGGGCGCGCGGCUGCCGGCGGGUCUGGCCCUGGAGCUGUGCGCGGCCGCCGCCGACAUCCUGGGCAAACCCCCCGAGCGGGUGAACGUGACAGUGCGCAGUGGGAUGCCCAUGGUGGUGUCGGGCUCCGCUGAGCCCUGCGCGCAGCUGCUUGUCUCCUCCAUCGGCGUGGUGGGCUCGGCCGAGCAGAACCAGCGGCACAGCGCCCGCUUCUUCGAGUUCCUGACGGCACGGCUGGGGCUCGGACCUGAGCGGAUUGUCAUCCGCUUUUACCCCCUGGAGCCCUGGCAGAUUGGCAAGAAUGGAACAGUCAUGACGUUCCUGUGAUCCCUUGCACGGCCAGUUGGAACAAAGCAGUGAUGAAGACAAUCCAGAGAUGACCAGCUCCAUCUGCUUGAUUCCUCUUAUAGUCAAACCUGUGUAGUUCUGCACCUUCACCUGGAUAAUUUGCUUCUUCCUGUGCACCCACAAAGCUGAAGAAAUGAGUAGUCAGCUGUAGAGACCUUACUAAAACAGUUCAAGGUCUUCGUCUCAAGCCUGUCUCAUAGCCCAAAGACUCUCCCAGUGCCUGUGACUAAGCCAUAGCAGUCUGGUGGUGGCCACAUAUGGACCUAGAAAAGCUGUCUUGUAGCAGCAAACAGUUUAAUUCCAGAACACGUUUGGUGUUAUUGAGGACCAGAGAUAUUCUAGUUUUAUCCAUUUUUGAUCAAUUUUAUCAUUUUUUCAUCAAUCAUUUCAAUCAUUAUCCAGAUUUUCUCAUACCUUGCAAGGCAGAAAGGUCUUUCUUUCUCUGUGGCAGCAGCAAGGACCCAGGCUGGCUAAUAAGAUCUGGGAGCCAAAAUCUCUUUUUAGGAUCCCCAAAAGCCCUUCCUGGAAAGGCAUGUGAUAAUUGGAAGGGAAGUUUAUGCAUUUCUAUUGUCAUUUGUUUAAGGUUCCUGUCAGACCUUGUGCUCUGUGCUCUACCCUUGCCACCCCACGUGGCUGCUCCUACAAAAUUUGAUUUCACGGCUGAAUGUUUGUGUGCUGAUGGCAGUGUGUAGAGGAAGGAGUCACUUGUGAAGAAUUGCACUGUGCCACAGGAAUGUAUUGGAAGGUUCUGCUACUGCCAGCUUUAAUUCCUGUUAUUCACCCAGUUGUUCAAAAUACCUUUCCUCAUGCUGCUGUUAUAGGAAGUUUGGGGACGGUACAACAUUUCGCUGUGUGCUGUGGCUGAAGUCUCAGCUGACUGUCCUCCCUGCAGGGAAGUGAUUUGGGUUUUUGGGACCCAUACGCUCCCUCACUUUGUGACUGGAACACACAUGGGCAUUUUAUUAAAACAAAAGCGCGGUACUUUUUAUGUAUGGUGUUACCUCUGCCUUCCACUGAUAAUGAGAACAUUUAUCACUUUCCACUUGGUGACUUGGUUGGGUGCAGGCAGGAAGCUCAGAAGAACAGAAUGCCAGGACCCAGCGGUCCAUGGGAACAUGAGGCUGAAGAGUAGAUCUGUGCUCCUUUGUCAUUCCGAUUGCAGGUUUAGUUGGGUUUGGCUUGAGAUCUCAAGAUAGUUGAAAAUAUUCCUUCUAAUUACCAUUUGAAGUUGGUUGUUCCCUAUGCAACAUCUCCUAUGUUUGCCACAUCUGUCAGGAAUGUAACACCAAGCAUACAUUUGUGAUCCAGGGGAGGGGAGGGCUGCACCUUAUCUGGUUAAUAAAAUGCAUCAAAGCCUC
Cuculus canorus (common cuckoo) is the source of this 1833-nucleotide messenger RNA. It is a transcript of the gene DDT, whose product is annotated as D-dopachrome tautomerase. Lineage: Eukaryota; Metazoa; Chordata; Aves; Cuculiformes; Cuculidae. The record is from RefSeq and is a predicted model, not a curated record. Gene Ontology annotation, molecular function: phenylpyruvate tautomerase activity. Bases 98 to 454 code for a protein of 118 amino acids. The transcript is spliced from 3 exons.